Pan troglodytes (chimpanzee) is the source of this 3769-nucleotide messenger RNA. RefSeq names its product opioid related nociceptin receptor 1 (gene OPRL1). Gene Ontology annotation, cellular component: plasma membrane; neuron projection. Gene Ontology annotation, biological process: sensory perception of pain; neuropeptide signaling pathway. Gene Ontology annotation, molecular function: neuropeptide binding; nociceptin receptor activity. The record is from RefSeq and is a predicted model, not a curated record. NCBI's taxonomy places the organism in Eukaryota, Metazoa, Chordata, Mammalia, Primates, Hominidae. Bases 819 to 1931 code for a protein of 370 amino acids. The transcript has 9 exons.
GGAGGGCCCUGGGUUAGAGUCUGGGCGUGGACGCGCCCCUCAUAGGGGUCAUUGGGGCAUAGAGGCAUAGAGCCGGCUUCUCCAGCUUGGACCUGCCGCUGGGACACCUUGCUGGGAGUUUGGAACCUGUGCCUUUGGGGUCCUGCCUGGGCUGCAGCACCAGCUUGGCUUGAGGAAGGUCCCUGGUCUCCAGAAGCAGCAGUGACUGCUUAGGGAUGCUCACCCAACAGCCGCUUUCUCUGGGCAGCCUUUGUGCUCCCAUAGGGGAUUCACGUGUUUUUCAAGGGCUAACGGAAAUGCUGAGAUCUAAAAGCAUGUUUAUUGCUGCCAAGGCCUGACAAUGAAACUUCAAGUUAAAUUACGUGUUUUCCUCCCCCUUCUCCCAUCCUUCCUUACCCAUCCUCUCUCUUGAUCUCUCCAUACUUCCUCGCCACUCCUUUCCCUUUCCUCCUCCUCCCCAUCCCAACCCCUCAUCCUCCCUGUCUCUGCCUGUAGGGAGGAAGCUGUGGGGUGACCACCAGGUGGAAGACAGACAUGCGAAGGGAGAGGUGUCUGCAGUAGCAGGGAUGAGGUGCCUGUGUCCCACACUCUGCCCUGGCCUCUGACACUGGUUCCUGGGCCGGGGACAUCAGCUUCGGGCUGCCGGCUCACUCGGCUGCUGCGUCUGGUCUGGCGUCUGCCGAGAAGAUCCUCUUCUACCCUGCUCUGCACCUGUGCUCAACUGCCGGCCGGCUGAGGGCGGGGGUCUCCACGGUGGUCCCAGCUCCCACGGAGGUUGCAGAGGUACUGUACAGACAGUGGAUUUGCAGGGCAGUGGCAUGGAGCCCCUCUUCCCCGCCCCAUUCUGGGAGGUUAUCUACGGCAGCCACCUUCAGGGCAACCUGUCCCUCCUGAGCCCCAACCACAGUCUGCUGCCCCCGCAUCUGCUGCUCAAUGCCAGCCACAGCGCCUUCCUGCCCCUCGGGCUCAAGGUCACCAUCGUGGGGCUCUACCUGGCCGUGUGUGUCGGAGGGCUCCUGGGGAACUGCCUUGUCAUGUACGUCAUCCUCAGGCACACCAAAAUGAAGACAGCCACCAAUAUUUACAUCUUUAACCUGGCCCUGGCCGACACUCUGGUCCUGCUGACGCUGCCCUUCCAGGGCACGGACAUCCUCCUGGGCUUCUGGCCGUUUGGGAAUGCGCUGUGCAAGACAGUCAUUGCCAUUGACUACUACAACAUGUUCACCAGCACCUUCACCCUGACUGCCAUGAGUGUGGAUCGCUAUGUAGCCAUCUGCCACCCCAUCCGUGCCCUCGACGUCCGCACGUCCAGCAAAGCCCAGGCUGUCAAUGUGGCCAUCUGGGCCCUGGCCUCUGUGGUCGGUGUUCCCGUUGCCAUCAUGGGCUCGGCACAGGUCGAGGAUGAAGAGAUCGAGUGCCUGGUGGAGAUCCCCAGCCCUCAGGACUACUGGGGCCCUGUGUUUGCCGCCUGCAUCUUCCUCUUCUCCUUCAUCCUACCCGUGCUCGUCAUCUCUGUCUGCUACAGCCUCAUGAUCCGGCGGCUCCGUGGAGUCCGCCUGCUCUCGGGCUCCCGAGAGAAGGACCGGAACCUGCGGCGCAUCACUCGGCUGGUGCUGGUGGUGGUGGCUGUGUUCGUGGGCUGCUGGACGCCUGUCCAGGUCUUCGUGCUGGUCCAAGGGCUGGGGGUUCAGCCGGGCAGCGAGACUGCGGUGGCCAUUCUGCGCUUCUGCACGGCCCUGGGCUACGUCAACAGCUGCCUCAACCCCAUCCUCUACGCCUUCCUGGAUGAGAACUUCAAGGCCUGCUUCCGCAAGUUCUGCUGUGCAUCUGCCCUGCGCCGGGACGUGCAGGUGUCUGACCGCGUGCGCAGCAUUGCCAAGGACGUGGCCCUGGCCUGCAAGACCUCCGAGACGGUACCGCGGCCUGCAUGACUAGGCGUGGACCUGCCCAUGGUGCCUGUCAGCCCGCAGAGCCCAUCUACGCCCAACACAGAGCUCACACAGGUCACUGCUCUCUAGGCGGACACACCCUGGGCCCUGAGCAUCCAGAGCCUGGGAUGGGCUUUUCUCUGUGGGCCAGGGACGCUCGGUCCCAGAGGAGGACCUAGUGACAUCAUGGGACAGGUCAAAGCAUUAGGGCCACCUCCAUGGCCCCAGACAGACUAAAGCUGCCCUCCUGGUGCAGGGCUGAGGGGACACAAGGACCUACCUGGAAGCAGCUGACAUGCUGGUGGACGGCCGUGACUGGAGCCCAUGCCCCUCCCUCCCCGCGCUUCAUGUGACUCUUGGCCUCUCUGCUGCUGCGUUGGCAGAACCCUGGGUGGGCAGGCACCCGGAGGAGGAGCAGCAGCUGUGUCAUCCUGUGCCCCCCAUGUGCUGUGUGCUGUUUGCAUGGCAGGGCUCCAGCUGCCUUCAGCCCUGUGACGUCUCCUCAGGGCAGCUGGACAGGCUUGGCGCUGCCCGGGAAGUGCAGCAGGCAGCUUUUCUUUGGGGUGGGACUUGCCCUGAGCUUGGAGCUGCCACCUGGAGGACUUGCCUGUUCUGACUCCACCUGUGCAGCCGGGGCCACCCCAGGAGAGUGUCCAGGUGGGCUGGCAGUCCCUGGCUGCAGACCCCGAGCUGGCCCUGGGCCAGCCGCACCUCUGAAGGUUUUCUGUGUGCUGCACUGUGCAGGCCUCAUCCCUGACUGCAGCUUGACUCUGGGCCCAACCCCCAUUUCCCUUCAGGAGACCAACGAGAGGCCCUGGCCCAUUCCCUCCAGCGGUGCAAUGAACUAUCAUGCUGUGGACCGUCAACCGAGCCCUGCUUCCCAGUGUGGGGCAGGUGUCUCAGGACGAAGGUGCCGCGUGACCACAUGGGCAGCUCUGUUGUUCACAAAGUGGAGGCCUCGUUUUCCUGGUCUUGACUGCUCUGUUUGGGUGGGAGAAGAUUCUCUGGGGGUCCCCACAUCCUCCCAAGGCUCCCCUCACAACCUCUCCUUUGCUUGAAGCCAGAGGUCAGCGGCCGUGCUGUGUUGCGGGGGAAGCUGUGUGGAAGGAGAAGCCGGUGGCCACAGCAGAGUCCUGCUCUGGGGACGCCUGCUUCAUUUACAAGCCUCAAGAUGGCUCUGUGUAGGGCCUGAGCUUGCUGCCCAACGGGAGGAUGGCUUCACAGCAGAGCCAGCGUGAGGGGUGGGGCCUGGCAGGGCUUGCUUGAGCCAAACUGCAAAGGCUGUGGUGGCUGUGAGGACACUGCGGGGGUGGGGGGCGUCUGUACCUCAGGGGAUGCUCCGCUGUGGUCACCCAGAGAAUCACCCUUCCUGGUCUACAGAUGGAAGCUGCAGGUUGGUGACUUUGCAAAUGCACUUCCUACAGAUGAACUAUUAAAAGACCUGCAACAUUGAAAAAACUCAUUUUUUCCACCAAAACCUUGGCCAGGUAACCUACCUUAGGCACCUGCAAAGAACAGGAAGUGAUGGCUGUCUCGCAACAGAGCCUGGGCUGCUCCUCCUGCUCUGGGGAGUCUAGGCCGUGGGGACUGUUCUGGGGAGGCCCAUGCUGUCUCCAUGACGUCUGUGGCAGGAGUCCCUGAGGACGGGAGCUGCCUAGCUACAGUUUUCUUGCCAAGGCGAGGUGUUUUGUGAAUCUGUGCUGAUGUAAUGUGCACCUUCACGUAUUUAUGCAUGUGGCAAGCGUUACUUCCUGUGCACGUAGCCAGCCCUGGGUCUGUCUCUGGGGUAAUGAAAAAGGACCCUAAUAAACACCUGCUCACCGGCUGGGUAUUCUUCGUAA